AUGUCUGCUGCAGAGAGCCGCACGUUUGAUGUCGUCAAAGAAGUCAUCCUGUCAGUUCACAAGGGCAGCACUACAGCGGAGAAGAUGGACUUCUACAACAGCUGGGCCAGCCACUACGAGCAGGAUUGUGCAGUUUUGGACUUUCGUGCACCCAUUAUCGCAGCCAGAACCGCCGCCGCCCACUUUCGUGGCGACCGCCAGGCCGCUGUGGUGUUGGACGUAGCCUGCGGCACAGGAAUGGUGGCCAAAAUGAUGAAAAAAGAUGGAUUUGAACAUUUCGUGGGUGUGGAUGGAAGCCAGGCGAUGCUGCAGCGGGCCAAAGAGAGCGGGCUGUACCAGGACCUGAAGCUGGUUCUGCUCGGAGAAGAGCCGCUUGCUGUCCAAUCAGGUGACUUUGACGUAGUGCUGAUAGUUGGCGCUCUGAGCGUGGGCCACGUUCCGGUGGAGGUCAUCAGGGAGCUGUGCCAGGCCGCCAAACAGGGGGGCCUCAUCUGCAUGACGAGCAGGGGUCACCAUGACAACGCGGGCUACAAAUUGGCCUUGGAGGGCGAGAUAAAGCGGAUGGAGGAGGAAGGACUGUGGCGUGGCGUGGAGGUCUUGGAGGUGAAGGAGUGGGAGAGAGCGGUGUCAGAGAUGGAGGAGGGUUACAUACCUGGAUGUGUGUAUCUCUUUAAGAAGCUUUAA
This is a messenger RNA of Entelurus aequoreus (snake pipefish), 684 nucleotides long. RefSeq names its product methyltransferase-like protein 27. The record is from RefSeq and is a predicted model, not a curated record. Lineage: Eukaryota; Metazoa; Chordata; Actinopteri; Syngnathiformes; Syngnathidae. The transcript is spliced from 5 exons. Bases 1 to 684 code for a protein of 227 amino acids.